GCCAUUGGAAGUGGUAAAUGAGAAGCAUAUAUAUGGGCUCUGGGUUAAAAAGCGGGUACCCGAGUCAACGAGUAGGGUUUAUGUAAGAAGUAGCAAGCAUUUGAGAAACGAGUGUUACAGAGGCGAGGAAGAACCCUAGCUUUGCGGCAACAACACCUCGCACAUCAACCACAAUGGCGAAGCAGAUUCACGAGAUCAAGGAUUUUCUGUUGACGGCGCGUAGGAAGGACGCUCGGUCGGUGAAAAUCAAGAAGAACAAAGAUGUGGUUAAGUUCAAGGUUCGUUGCUCAAAGUAUUUGUACACACUCUGUGUUUUCGACACCGACAAAGCUGAUAAGUUGAAGCAAUCUCUUCCUCCUGGUUUGACUGUUCAAGAUCUGUAGAACAAACGCCAACUGUUUACUUUUUUGAAAAAUAUUGAAACUCUAGGUUUUGUGACUGUGUCCUCUCUUUUCGUAAUUGCUACUGUAAUAUCAUUUUGUUUUGUUGCUGUUAAAUUUGAAGAAGUUUGGUUUUAAGUUUGUGUUGAUUUAGCUUUUUUAUAUUAUGAUUAUAUGAUAUGAUGGAUUGCAUCUGAUAGUUGAGUUGAGAGUUUUUUGUGUAUUCGAUGUGA
This is a messenger RNA of Cicer arietinum (chickpea), 613 nucleotides long. RefSeq names its product large ribosomal subunit protein eL38z/eL38y-like. The record is from RefSeq and is a predicted model, not a curated record. Gene Ontology annotation, biological process: protein-RNA complex assembly; translation. Gene Ontology annotation, cellular component: cytosolic large ribosomal subunit; ribosome. NCBI's taxonomy places the organism in Eukaryota, Viridiplantae, Streptophyta, Magnoliopsida, Fabales, Fabaceae. Gene Ontology annotation, molecular function: structural constituent of ribosome.